AUGGCUGUGGCUUACGAUGAGCUCUUGGCGCCAUAUAAAUUCGCUAGCGACAAUGUAUCUGGGACAAGUGACGCUUUGUACCCAAAUCCAGAACUUCUGUUCGAUGAGAGCGGAUCGUCAUCCUUCAUAGAUGACGCUUCGAUGUCUUCAUCGGGAGUCGAUGAUGACGCUAUUUUGGAGAGUGACGCGGAUUUGAGAGGACGUGACGCUAUAGAUAACAUCAUGUACAUCUAUUAUGGGUCUAACUACGGUGCCAAACAGGGAUUUGGUAUCGAACUAGUCAUUAUCGGUUGCGUUUGUGCUCUGGCUGCUCAAUCCAUAACUGUGAUACUGCUAUGUUUGAGGAAUAGAAGACUCAAGAAAAUGAACGCACUAUUUCCAGUUGUUUUGAAUUUAACGAGCUGUAUAUGCGUUACUAAUCUAAUAUUCAUCAUAGGAAUACAAUCAACUCGUCCGCCUUUGCGUUGCGAAAUGACUGCCCUGGUUUUGCACUACGCCCAUUUAGUUGUGGCAGCAUGGAUAUUUGUCUACUGCCACGCAAUUUCAGACCAUGUCACUGGGAACGAUUCUGCCUUCAAUAUGAGAUACAACUGUUUGAUGGCUUACGGAGCUCCUGCAGUAUUCGUUCUGUUCGCAUAUGCUGUGACACCAGACAGUUACGAAUCAAAGAACUACUGUUGGAUGUCCGCUCAGAAAGGAAUGUUUUUGAACUACAUGCUUCCUGUAACUUCGUUGAUUAUAGUAAACACUGUUUUUGCAACAUUUGCUUUAAAAUCUGUGAACCAAAAAAUUCAAAAUGCCUUAACUGUCAGUAUAGAAAGCAUUCUGGAUCCUGCCAAUGUACCAAAGAUUAUAACUUCAGAACUGAAUUUGGAUGAGGAGUUAUUAUUCGAAGCCUCUGAAUGGAGAAGUGAUUUCAAAAAUAAAAAUUUAAUGAAAAGUAAUUUAAAUAAACCACUGGAUAUCCUAGAUAGCGAUCAAUAUCAAAAAACCUUAGACAGUUUAGAGAAAACCAAAACUACAGAUCAGAAAAACCUGAACAUAUACGUAGACAUAGAAAAUGCUAAAUAUUCUGCCGAUAACCCAAACAUUUUUUAUGAAAUUGGUACAAGUAAAGAUUAUGAAUACCAAACAGUUGUAGAACAUCCUAAAGAUACGGAAAAGGUUCCGUACUAUGACUGCUGUGACCACCACCACCGUUCAAAUAAUGAUAGACUUGGUGAUUUAGCAAGUGUUUCCUUAGGCGAUUUUUCGCUGCAAAGUAGCGAUUUUCCAGAACUUAGUGACUUUAGAAAAUGUCUAAGAUUUGCAAUAUUUUUGCAACCUGCUUAUGAUGUUUGCUGGUUUCUGGGUGUGGUAGCUGUAGAGAAUGCUACCAGCUCCAAUGUUAUGCCUGUGGUCUUCAUUGUAUGCUUCAAUAUUUUGAGCUGGGUAAUAUUCGCGCGUUCUGCAUCGCUAUGCCCCUUAAUCAACCGCAAUUCAUCUACUGAAUCAGGCAACUCGGAAACAUCUUCUACUCAUAAUUACCACAAUUGUUAUGAUACAAUAAAUUCCAGAGGUGGUUCAUCCUCCAAGCAGAGAAGCUGUUCCAUGUCAGAUGAUAUCCCAUUAUUACUCAAUGCUUCUAGUCCGUACAGUUCAGCAUACCGAGCAGGAAAUGCAGACAAUGAAUUGGCAACCACAGAAUUGGCUUCUUGUUCUAGAUCCAUGACUGGUGCAGACGUCAUAUGCACCAUAACAAAUUAG
Ctenocephalides felis (cat flea) is the source of this 1746-nucleotide messenger RNA. RefSeq lists its product as uncharacterized. Gene Ontology annotation, molecular function: G protein-coupled receptor activity. NCBI's taxonomy places the organism in Eukaryota, Metazoa, Arthropoda, Insecta, Siphonaptera, Pulicidae. Bases 1 to 1746 code for a protein of 581 amino acids. Gene Ontology annotation, biological process: cell surface receptor signaling pathway; adenylate cyclase-activating G protein-coupled receptor signaling pathway. The record is from RefSeq and is a predicted model, not a curated record. The transcript has 6 exons. Gene Ontology annotation, cellular component: membrane.